This is a messenger RNA of Ectocarpus sp. CCAP 1310/34, 276 nucleotides long. Lineage: Eukaryota; Phaeophyceae; Ectocarpales; Ectocarpaceae. The record is from the annotation of a GenBank genome assembly.
AUGGGCGCGGAGGCAAGCGCGGCGGCGGAGAGCUCGCGAGACAAGCUCAACGCCUCCGUCACCGAAGCGCAAACCCUAGCGGCGGAGCUUCACGAGAGCCAGAAGGCGGUGGCCGCUAGGGACGAGCUCUUGAGCGAGGAGAGGGAGAUCGCCGGCGAGCUGAGGGAGUGCCUGGCUAGGGCCAGGGGCAAGGGCGAGGAGGAGGCCAGGCGCGCGGCGGAGGCGGAGGCGCUCGCCGCGUCCCAGGGAGGUGAGCUGUAUAAUGGUACACGCUAG